Molecule: messenger RNA, 918 nt
Organism: Pistacia vera
Lineage: Eukaryota; Viridiplantae; Streptophyta; Magnoliopsida; Sapindales; Anacardiaceae
Exons: 5
Coding region: 48-527 (159 amino acids)
Source: RefSeq, a predicted model, not a curated record
CGGAGUCGUUUCGUCACAAUUAUAAUUUAGAGAAUUUGAAGAGAAAGAUGAAAGAGAUGGAAGAACUAAGUGAAGAAGAAAGAAGGGCUUUGAGAGGCAGCAAAUUUGCUCCUCUCCCUUCUCUGCCCUCUUCUUCUUCCAGUUCCCAACCCAGGUUGGCGCACCCAGGUGGACCUUUGACCACGAACAAGGCGGCGGCUUUAGCCAAGUUCCUUGAGAGAAAACUCAAAGAUCCAAGUGGGUUGUCUUCUAUCAACCCAGAUCUUCUUGAAUUGGCCGUCAAGAAUGCCCAAGACACUGUCAUAACAAGUGGUUCUUCAAAUUCAGGAAGAGUGGUUCGACAUGUGACUUCGUUCGGUGAUUCUGUGGAUUCACUUGAAGAAGUAGAAGUUGGAAAUGCUGAUCCAAAGAAACUCAAGAAGAAAAAGCAAAAGAAGAAAAAAGAGAAAAUAAAGAAGAAGAAAAAACAACAGAUGGUGAAAGAUGAUGAGGGUACUAUUUUCAAAGGGCCCAAAAAGAAAUUGUGAUUAUUUUGUCAUUGAACCAGUAUGUUGCUUGAAAAAUCUACCUGGGGAUCAGUAGCGGCAGUUUUCCGGCGAAGCAGGAGAUUUAAAAUGCCUUCAAUUCAAUGGAAUGAGAUAGGUUGUGCUGAUGCUAAGUAUCAGUCCGUCGGCUGAACCACUGAAAAUACUGGACUUGCAAAAUUUUAUUGUUUUAGACGAUGACAACCAUUUUCAAUCUUGCAAAUCGCAUGUUGUCAAGUUUGUAAUGGAUUCCGUUGAUGGUUGUCAUUUGUCUGUCAACGAUACUGCUCGGUCGAAUACCUCAAAUUUUUUAACUCAACCCUCCUGAAACAGUUGUCGAAUUCCUUCAAAACCUGAAUUAGGUCUGAUAUAUUCAUUGAAUUUCAAGAGACAA